Exophiala dermatitidis NIH/UT8656 is the source of this 1782-nucleotide messenger RNA. RefSeq lists its product as uncharacterized. Gene Ontology annotation, molecular function: protein binding; histone acetyltransferase activity. Gene Ontology annotation, biological process: transcription initiation at RNA polymerase III promoter. Gene Ontology annotation, cellular component: transcription factor TFIIIC complex. The transcript has a single exon. The record is from RefSeq and is a predicted model, not a curated record. NCBI's taxonomy places the organism in Eukaryota, Fungi, Ascomycota, Eurotiomycetes, Chaetothyriales, Herpotrichiellaceae. The coding region runs from base 1 to 1782 and encodes 593 amino acids.
AUGGGGUCCCACACCAGCGAUCUCGAUCCUGUUCAACUACGUUACUGGCCAACGUGUGAAAAUGCUUUGACCUGGUCAUCGGACGAUUUGGCCGUUGCAGCAGGUGAGGUUGUGCAUAUUGUGACUCCCCGAGAACUUUCACAGGAACAGGUCAUUGCUGGCCACCCUCAAUGGCAUACACAUACUUUGCGCGUGAACAUGUUCGAACAGACAGAUUGGCCUUUCCAAACGCUGGCGCCGCUGAGGGAUCUUUCCCUGGGCGAGGAGCAAUCUGAUUCGACAACGGUCGCAAUUGCAUGGUCUCCUCCGGGGCUGGGCAUGUACAGAAGAAGCGUGCUCGCUGUCUUAACGUCCAAUCUGGUUCUAUCGCUGUGGGAAACCAAUGGCAGACUGGGCGUCUGGAAGCGUACUUGCGUUCUCAAUCAUAAGUUACCCGCUGUUGCAGAGCCGCAGGUUUCCGCCAAUUCUAGGCGCAAGCAACGCAUCCGCGCUUUCUGCUGGCUUCCUGCAUUGCCACUUUCCGGCGCGUCUCGGUGGACUCCACAACUUCUCGCUGUUGCAGAUGAUGAUAAAAACAUACUGGUGUUCGUGAUCCGCAAGCAGAGCAGCGCUGCAUUUGGUGGGUGGCACGUCGAGCUUAUGGGAGAACACCAAUUACAGACAGACUCGCUCGGACAAGGAACGACCGGUCUGCGCAACUUCCUUUCCGUCUCAUCACCUGUAUCUCAUCUCGAGCCAAGCAACUGGAUAGCCUUUGGGACCCAAGAUGGAGCUUGCAGUAACGAUGCAUUGGCCAUCAAGGUGAGCUUAAGUCCAUUCACACCCCCCAGACACAUUUCGGUUCAUGUGGAGAGGAUCACUGGGGGCACCACAGAUGAUCCGAACUCUAAAAGCCUCAGGCAAUUGUCGAUUGCAGAUUACGAGUCUUCGUCGGAGUUUUUAUGGGUCGAGCCUGCUCCUGAAUCAUCUUUCAUCCCUAUGAUUGAUAAGCUCCGGAAGGAGUACGACGAACGAUUUGACCUUGGUGGCAAUGUACGAGUGAGGCAUUGGGGCGCGGUGAUGUCUCCCGAUAGAACCAGAGCCGCAGCUGCUGUUUCAUUCCACCCCUCGGAUGUGAUCGAAUAUGGCAUGCCAUCGAGUCAACGCAUAGUGGUAGUUUUCAGUCAGCUACAGAAGCCCCCAGUCAGUGCAAGUUCACCUUCCACUUUAAGCCCAGCUGCUGCUAUUGAGGAAAUCCUCAACUUCAUCAUAACCACUCCAGCAGAUUGGGAACGCACGGAAAUGGAUAGCAACAUUGUCCGCUGCGCGGCUGCACUCAUUUCAUCAAACCUGAAGGAUCGUCCUUCGAUGAUGGAAUGGGCAACCGCAGCAUUGACUCGGCUUUCGCAGAGUAGACAAGGUUCUCAAGAAUUUGAAGCGCUGCAGCAGAGGGAUCCCAUCGGUACAGCCGCGAACGCGGACGCUGAGCGAGGAGCCGUUUUCAAGCAUGACGGUCUCACUGAUCCAAUUCUUACUGAAGAGCAAUGCGACAUCUGCGGGGCUUCGAUACCCUUCAGUCCGCCGUCGGAUGCAGCGAAAUGUGCCAACAACCACCAGUUCAGCCGAUGCAGUCUCUCCUUCGUUGCUGUUCAAGAGCCUGGAAUUUGCAGGUAUUGCGCCAAAUGCGGAAGGCAGUUCCUCGAUCCCGGCAAGCUGGAAUUCCUAGACGGUCCAAGCUUGAGUCAAGCGUUAUUCGACAAGUUCGAUGUUUGCCCAUAUUGCCAAGGCAAGUUUCGGGGCUGA